GCGAUUCUGACGACGACGGUGACAACGACGAUCUCGCUGCGCUUGCGCUCGUGGGGCUCGCUGGGAAUGACAUCCAACGGCCACGAGUCGCACCGGGAACCGGGAAGGGAGCUCGUGGCGCAGAACAGAAAAAGUAGACGGCGACGCAGUGAAUUGCGUCGCUUAAGCGCUUCGAGGAAGUUCUACGUGACGAAAAACACGGGUUUAGCGAGGACAGAUCACAAUUAUUGGUCUCUCAACAAGGUGGCGAAGAAGUUCAAGUUGAAGUCGCCGAACCCGGUAGUCGUUCUGAGCAAGCAUCUCAAGGCGCGCGGUGUGAAUUCGCGCCCAGUGGCAAAUGGUGGCCAAGAUAACCCCUUGCGCCCGAUUUUAAGCGAGACUUUGACAUCACACACAAAGCUGAUGACGCUGGUGACUGAUUUCGUGAAAGACAACGCGGUCAAGAUCAGAUCGACCGACGUUGCAUUCCUUCCCAGUGGCGUCACGAGCGACGCCGCGAUGGCGAGAGCCGAACUCGGGGUCAACAACGCCAAACGCGCGGUCGCGGAUGCUAAAAGGAAGAGGCAAGACAAAAAACGCAAGGAGGAAGACCUCUUGUGUCAAGCAAUUCAAGAUGCGCCCGCAAUAUUGGCGCGAAUCGAGUCUCUCAACGAUCUGCGCGCAUGUACUAGAGCACAGCUCAUCACGCUCCAUCGCAGCGUUUUGAGACUUCAUCCAAGGUGCCAGCCGAAAAAAGCUGACCUGAUCGCCGCCCUGACGCUGGAAAUAUCAAAAGAGAUUGAAAGUAGGAAUCAGCACGCGGAGCCUCACGCUGAACUGCCCGGCGUACCGGUGCCAGCGCCCAUCAACGCAAUUGACGCAGAAAUGCUCAAAAUCGCCCACAUCGAGCCGAUGACGGAGACUCAAACGUCACUCGAGCCGAUGCCGAUGGGCAAAAUCUCCAAAACUCUAAAAAAUUCUCUAAAAUUUGCCAAAAUUUUAGAGUUUUAG
Messenger RNA from Ostreococcus tauri, 990 nucleotides. RefSeq names its product unnamed product. Lineage: Eukaryota; Viridiplantae; Chlorophyta; Mamiellophyceae; Mamiellales; Bathycoccaceae. The record is from RefSeq and is a predicted model, not a curated record. The transcript is spliced from 2 exons. The annotation marks the transcript as partial.